Molecule: messenger RNA, 3937 nt
Organism: Seriola aureovittata
Lineage: Eukaryota; Metazoa; Chordata; Actinopteri; Carangiformes; Carangidae
Product: P2Y purinoceptor 1-like
Exons: 1
Coding region: 2937-3926 (329 amino acids)
Biological process (GO): G protein-coupled receptor signaling pathway
Cellular component (GO): membrane
Molecular function (GO): neuropeptide receptor activity
Source: RefSeq, a predicted model, not a curated record
AUAUUUUUUAUUAAAAUAUUUCCCAGGUCAAGAAUAAACUGUCACUCUCAAGUAGUUGAAUAGCUACAUGUUCUGUGAGCAGUGGAAUAAAAUGCAGAAUAAUAUUAACGCUGCAGAACAAGAAAAAUGAUGCAUUCAUGUGUCACUGAUGAUAUAGGUACAGUAAGCACAAUGUACCUUUUUAAAGGAAUAUCAACAUUAGGAAACAUGAAAUCCCUGUAAGUGCAGUUUUGGUAAUUUUGAUGUUUAAGUUAAAUCUUACAAAUGAAUCUGUAGUCGGGUGAGAAAACACCCUGAGAAGUGAAAUCCAACCACUGGGUGGUGAAAACCACUGGAAAACCCACUGAAUGAGCUGAAAAAUGUUUUGUGGCCAACCAUAAAACAGACUGUUUCACUUAGUUACGCGCAUCAACAUGUGAGAAACUCAGCCAUUACACCUGAAAAUGACACUGUAGUAUUUGCCUUUGAGAUAUAUCAAAGGAUAACUCCAGUUUAUACCUUCCUGGGUUUUAUUUUCAGAGCUUUGGCAAUCAUUCAUUUGACAACACGUUUGCAGAGAUCUGGGAAUUGGAUGAGACAUCACCACAAUAAAGUGCAUCCAAGCAAAAAAUACAAGUAUUGGAACAAUCGGAUAAAUUGUAAACAAGCAAACAGUUUAGCCAACCAUGUUAUUUAGAGAUAAAAACACAAGUGAGUGCAUGUGAAAUGUCUAUGCAGGGAAACUGUGCAUGCACAACUACAGUAAGUAUGAUAGAUCAAAUAUAAACCAGGGAGCCAACCUUUAAACUGUGAUAGAUUUUCUCCUUUCAAAUAAUUUGGCUAACCUUGUGGCUUAAUUAAAGCUGAUUGAUCAUGUGACAGCUCAUGUUUCUUACACCAUUAAAAUGAACUGUUAGUGAUGUUGCCACAUUCCCAGAUGUCAUGAAUUAACUUGGUGAAUAAAAUGUUUAAGUUACAAAAAGCAAUGAAUUGCAAAACUACGUAAAUAAGACCCAUGUUGUAAUUAUUCUUUAAUCUGGUCAUAAUAUCAACAUUCUUUGAAAUUCAACCAGAAGGACUCACUAUGACAUGCGUCUCUAAUGAUGGUCACAUCACACAAAACAGCAUAACACAGUUUCUCUUUCAGUCUAUAUGUUCAUCAGGAAUCCUUCUUUAAAGAGAUGUUACCUGAAUUUCCUUAACCAUCCAACAUAAUUGAGAGUGUCCGUUAUGUUAUAUGUUGAAGACUUAGAGUAAGAAACACAUGUUGCGUAACAGUCAGUUGUGUGUUCACACAUGAUUCAGAUCUACGUGAUUAAAAUUCAAGAGAAGUCUGAACAGGAAGGACCAAAAGACAAAAUUUAUUCUCACUUCUCAAAAUUACUUUGCUUUAACAGAAAACAUCAGAAAACUCACAGAGGGAAUUGUACUAACAGCUGUCCAGAAGAAAAUGAAUUACACAUCUUGUCCCCGUGUCAGCUUUGACUUUACAGGCAGAUUUCUACCUCCUGUUUUCAUCUUGGUAUUCAUCAUUGGUCUGGUGGCUAAUUAGAUAAAAAAUAAAUAUAGUAAACAUGUUACUAAUUCUAUUAAAAGAAUCCUAUAAACAUCUGUGCUAUACACAGUAAGCAAGAUGUACUUUAUUUAUGCUCAUGAUACAGAAUGUAUUCUGAAUGAUACCAUAUGACUCUCUCAAUUUGGAGAGUCUAGUGUGUCAUCUGCAUUUUGAGUGAUACCAGUACAUUAUAAGCAGAUGCAGUACCGCAAUUCCUACAGACGUAGACACAGCGAUAAUAAUAACAAUUUCAUGGCAGCGUCUUUGGCUGUAUGUUGUUAUUUCCUGGUGUGUCAUAAUUUACUCCACUUGAAGGAAAUGCUGUCCUUUCUUGUAAGAGUGCUGUGAUGGUGAAGUUCUGACAGUCUGUGCUGUAAUCAUUAACAUUUGACAAACCAAUCUCAAAUACAUUUUUUUAUCAAAAUAUUCAAGGUCAAGAAUAAACUCACUCUCAAGUAGUUGAAUAGCUACAUGUUCUGUGAGCAGUGGAAUAAAAUGCAGAAUAAUAUUAAUGCUACAGAACAAGAAAAAUUAUGCAUUCGUGUGUCACUGAUGAUGUUGGUAUAGUAAGUACAAUGUACCUACAAUGUAACUUUUAAAGGAAUAUCAACAUUAGGAAACAUGAAAUCCCUGUAAGUGCAGUUUUGGUAAUUUUUUCUUACAAAUGAAUCUCUAGUCAGGUGAGAAAACACCCUGAGAAGUGAAAUCCAACCACUGGGUGGUGAAAGCCACUGGAAAACCCACUGAAUGAGCUGAACUGAACUGACCGUUUCACUUAGUUACGCGCAUCAACAUGUGAGAAACUCAGCCAUUACACCUGAAAAUGACACUGUAGUAUUUGCCUUUGAGAUAUAUCAAAGGAUAACUCCAGUUUAUACCUUCCUGGGUUUUAUGUGUUGGGAACUUGUUAGAGAAAUGUAAUUGUCCCCUCAAUACACUAUACACAGGAUUGUCAUUGUGUUAGUGUUACUGACGUUGACGAGCCUGCAUCAUCUGCAAAUCACUAAGGAGAUGCAAUUGCUGAUGGCCUCAAGGAGAAAUCCUACAAAAUCACAAUUCAAAUCCCUCACAAAAAUAACACACUUUCAAUAAGCAUGGUGUAAGUUUAGGCUGAAGACUGAAGUCACACUCCCACUGGCUUCAGAUUGGCAUGAGUUCACAAUCAUUGGCUCAUUCACAGCAUUGUGGCUGAAUAUACACAUCUUCCCUAAAAGUGAGUUGUGUUUUUGCACAUGAUUCAUCUCCACCUGAUUCAAAUUCAAGAGAAUUCGGAAUAGGAAUUCUUUUAAGAACCAAAACCGACAAAAUUUACUCUCACUUCUCAUGUUGCUUUUAUACAAAACACAACUCAACACACACUCACUUAGAGAAAGACUAAGUACUAACAGCUGUCCAGAAGACAAUGAAUAACACAUCUUGUCCUCAUGUCAACUAUGUGUUUAAAGGCAGAUUCCUAUCGUCCGUUUACCUCUUAGUAUUCAUCAUUGGUCUGGUGGCUAAUGGAUUGGGACUGAAGUCUUUGCUGCAGAACUGGAUGAAACUAAAGAUCAUCAAUGUGUUUGUUCUCAACCUCGGACUUGCAGAUAUUCUGUAUCUGCUCACACUACCAUUCUUGGUGGUGUACAACUUUAAGAAGAGUACAUGGAUCUUUGGAGAUGCAUUCUGCAAGAUAACAAGAUUCUGCUUCAACCUGAAUUUAUAUGGCAGCAUUGGAUUCCUUACUUGUAUAAGUGUGUACAGGUACCUGGCUAUUGUCCAUCCAGUGAGAGUGAAGGGAAGAAUAACUGUCACUCACUCUGUGGCUAUCUCAGUCAUGGUUUGGCUGUUGGUGGGUGUUCAAAGUCUUCCAGACAUGUUCUAUGCCAAAACCAAUGAAGGAAAUACGUCAGCAAAAUGCUAUCAUACCACCACUGGAGCCUAUGUUGAGGAUUACCUGAAAUACAGCCUUGGAUGGACACUGACUGGGUUUUGUAUCCCAUUCCUCAUCAUGCUGGGCUGCUAUGGGCAUAUAGCUUUAGUUUUAUGGACAAUGAAGAGAACUGACAAGGUACAAAAACAAAGAGGAUUGAAGUUGUUGUUCAUUUUGAUCCUCCUAUUUUCUGUUUGUUACAUCCCCUAUCACGUAGUUAAGAACCUCAACCUCUGGUCGAGAGUUCUGGACAAACAGAUGAUAUGCCGUAAAUGGUCUAACAGAGUUUACAUUGCUCAUCAGAUAAGUCGUGGCCUUGUGUGUCUGAACAGUGCUCUCAACCCUCUAGUUUACCUCCAUAUGAAUGAAAGAAUUCCUGCUCAGGUCAGACAGCUGCUCCAGCGAGCUCGUCAGAUGUCCCACCGUUUGUUUCUGUCAAACUUAGACUCUGUGUCUGUGGCUCAAACUGCAGACGAAGUUUAACACAAGUAAAC